Molecule: messenger RNA, 1735 nt
Organism: Salvia miltiorrhiza (redroot sage)
Lineage: Eukaryota; Viridiplantae; Streptophyta; Magnoliopsida; Lamiales; Lamiaceae
Product: myb family transcription factor PHL7-like
Exons: 7
Coding region: 751-1509 (252 amino acids)
Molecular function (GO): DNA-binding transcription factor activity; DNA binding
Source: RefSeq, a predicted model, not a curated record
CUUCUUCCUCUUUCCCUUUCCCCCCCUCGAAUAAUAUAAGAGUCUGAUAUUAAAAAAAGGAAAUUGCUAAUUCUUUUUCGUGAAUUCAGAGCCCUUUAACGCUCAUAUUUCAGCUCACUACUCCUCAAUUCCACUCUUCAUUCAUUGCAUAGCUUGCAAUCCGCCUAAUUAUAUAAUCUAUCAUUGUCCACUCAAUUUGAUAUUUUUCCCGACGAGUUCGGGUUCCUCAGCUUCGAAUUGGCAGCCGGGAUUUAGCAUGGUUGCGUUUAAUUGGUGUUCGUGAAAGAUUUGGAGGAUCGCUGCUUUGAAUUUCGUAGAUCUGGGUUAAUGAAAUAUGUAUCAGCCCACGGGUGUUCCUAGUUCAAGUUUAGUUCACAGCAAUCCAAUUGUUCGAAGUCAGCCGUUAGACUCUGUUGAUAGCACAAUGGAUCCUAUCAGUGGAUCUAACAGUGGGAGCAACAAUCAAAGUUUGGCCUCUAAGCAGCGGCUCCGUUGGACACAUGAGCUUCAUGAACGGUUUGUUGAUGCUGUUGCGCAGCUUGGUGGGCCAGAUCGUGAGUUCUUGUUACUUGAUAACAUUAGUUUCACAUUGAUCCGAAUGGCAAAGAGGAGAGAAAAGAAAAAGUAAUAAGUACUCAACAACUUAAAGGAUGUAGUAAAGGUUGGAGAUAGUUAAAACAGAAAAAUGUUCCUUUAGCUUUGUUUGCCCAUUCACUAAAAGGAGCUACUCCUAAAGGUGUUCUCAGAGUUAUGGGAGUUCAAGGGCUAACAAUUUACCAUGUAAAAAGCCACUUGCAGAAGUACCGGCUGGCUAAGUAUCUUCCAGAUUCUUCUUCUGAUGGGAAAAAAGCUGAUAAGAAAGAAUCAGGCGAUAUGCUUUCCGGCUUGGAUGGUUCAUCUGGAAUGCAAAUAACUGAAGCGCUCAAAUUGCAAAUGGAGGUCCAAAAGCGACUGCACGAGCAAUUAGAGGUGCAAAGACAGCUACAGUUACGGAUAGAAGCCCAAGGAAAGUACUUAAAAAAAAUUAUUGAAGAACAGCAGCGCAUCAGUGGAGUUGUUUCAGAAGCGCCUGGCUCAGGAGCUUCUGCUCCUGAGACUGAUGACGUUUGCCCAGAAUCUGAUAAUAAAACUGACCCUGCAACCCCGGCUCCAACAUCUGAAUCACCUUUUGCGGACAAGCCUGCCAACGAACAUGCUUCUGUGAAGAGUUUUUCUCUGGAUGAAUCCAUGUCCUCUCAUCACGAGCCUCUAACCCCUGAUUCUGGCUGUCAUGCAAGUUCACCAGUCGAGAGCCCUGACGGGAGGCCAGUGAAAAAGAAACGUGGGAGCAGUGAUGUGGCAUUUACUAAAGAAGAGAUGGUUCUCUCCCAUUCGAUACUGGAAUCGAGCUUGAACUCUCCUUACCAACAGCCACAUCCCCUUUUCUUAACAAGUGAGCAGUUCGAUCAUUCAUCAGAACUACCCAUUGGCGAUGAAAACCAAUUGGAAAAGCUCUCUGGUAUUAUGUAAUUCCUAGAGUUGCAUAUUACUAGGAUCUUUCGGCAUCGUAGUCGUCACCAUGUAUCUGUAGUGUCUAAUAUAUAUACAUAUAACUGCAUUAAGAACCACGCCAGUAUUUAGAUUGUAAGCAGAAAGUUAGGUUUAGAAGUGUCAGUUGGACUACACACUUGAAACUUUGCUUCUAAGUGGAUGAGAGUGUUCAGUUUAAUCUUUCUGUUAAUAUAGCUUUUAGAAA